UGUCAUCGUGGCGACUACAGCGCCGCGUACACCCAAAUGUCAGCCUUUUGUUGCACUCGAAGAAUUUUACAUGAUUUUUCACGCGAAAUUUCCGGCAGAAAUAGUUAAUAUUGUUGAGUAAUUCCAAUCAUAUCUGCAUGUCCCCAUCCUGUGCAUUGUGUUUGGUGCUGUAGAAUUGUUUUCAAGUGCGGUUUUAGUGUGGUUUUAACUUGAUUUUGGGAACGAACAUCUGGCGUGUUUUUGUGUUUCUUUCUUCUCCUACGUCUCAAAAGAAAAACCUCCCACGGAGAUUUUCCUUCUGCACUGUUUUCCCGGAGAGGCUUUGGUAAAAUAUGGCAAAGAAUCAUCUCUUUGUGGCUAUUGGAGUGCUCCUGGCCAUUGCUGUGUCAAUUGGAUCGUGCAGCGGAAAAACAGCUGUCGUGGAAUUGUCUGAGGACAACUGGGAUUUGAUGCUGAAAAAUGAAUGGAUGGUCAAAUUUUAUGCCCCUUGGUGUCCAGCUUGUAAGAAUAUUGCCGCAACUUGGGAUGAUUUCUCAACGUGGUCUGAUGAUUUGGGGAUUAAAACGGCUAAAAUCGACGUUACGUCAUCCCCCGGACUCAGCGGGAGGUUUUUCGUCACUGCCCUGCCGACUAUAUUCCAUGUCAUCAAUGGAGAGUUCAGGCAGUACCGGGGUACUAGGGAUCUCAAUGCUCUGAUGUCCUUCAUUGAGGAGAAAAAGUGGGAAACAGUGGAACCUGUUUCAGCUUGGAAGAGACCAGACUCAAUCCAGAUGUCCAUUGUCUCGUACUUCUUCAAAUUAUCGCACUUCUUGAAGGAGCUGAACACUUUGAUGUUGAAGGAAUAUGGUCUUCCAGCUUGGGCAUCUUAUGCCAUUUUUGCCGUUGCUACAAUUCUCAUGGGUGCCAUUCUGGGGCUCCUUCUUGUUUGUGUGAUUGACUGUCUCUUCCCGCCAAAGCACGUCCAACGCACCAGUUUCUCCGAGAGUCAGAGUCAGAAUCGUGAUCAAGGAUCUGGAGAUGAUAUUCCUGCGGAUGAACUUGAGGAUGAGGAAGUUUCUUCGGGUUCUGACAAGGAGAAGUACUCAGGCACUGAUACGGAAGAUGAAGAGGAAGAAGGUGAAAAAGUGUCACCACCACCGUCUCCGCGCAAAGGAACACCCAAAGGUACUCCGACAUCCAGUCCGGACGUGAGAAAGCGAAAACCACGCAAGGCUGAAUAAAAAAAAUGGGAAGAAAAAAGAAGAAAAGAUUAUUGAAUCCAAAAGUUGUGAAGAUCGCAUGAAACUUACAAGUAAACUGAACGUCAAGAUUAUCGCAAGGAUACAGAGGAAAAAAAUACUAAAUAUUAUGAUGACACAUUUUGGAAAAUAAGGAGAAAAAGUUGCAGAAAAAAAAACAAUAAAAGACUUGUUCGCCUCAUAGACUUCGUAUGUAUAUAACCAAUAUUUGAAUUGAUAUUGCUGUUGAAAUUGCAUUUAUACGGAUGGAAGGGGAUUUGAGGGGGAGUGUAGAGAGUAGGAGAGAAAGAUCUGUUUAUUUUCAACAUAAUUUUGAGCACAUUUUGGCGCACAAAUAACCCAGUGAAAAAAAAUGUAUUAAUUUCUCGAAGAAUCACAAAAGCAGACAAAUUUGUUUGCUUUAAUUAUCAGUACUUUCGACCAUCAACGAAGGUCUAUCUUCGUCGAUAUGAAGAGUUAAUUGAACUAAUAAGUAGAUUUUAAGCGUUUUUUGUCAAAAUUUUGCUUUAUAAAUGAGAAAAAAAUAAAUUUUAAAUAAUA
This is a messenger RNA of Phlebotomus papatasi, 1778 nucleotides long. Its product is annotated as thioredoxin-related transmembrane protein 1. The transcript has 4 exons. Bases 333 to 1220 code for a protein of 295 amino acids. NCBI's taxonomy places the organism in Eukaryota, Metazoa, Arthropoda, Insecta, Diptera, Psychodidae. The record is from RefSeq and is a predicted model, not a curated record.